Messenger RNA from Mandrillus leucophaeus (drill), 4258 nucleotides. RefSeq lists its product as uncharacterized. Gene Ontology annotation, biological process: lipid transport. Bases 1 to 3942 code for a protein of 1313 amino acids. Lineage: Eukaryota; Metazoa; Chordata; Mammalia; Primates; Cercopithecidae. The record is from RefSeq and is a predicted model, not a curated record. Gene Ontology annotation, molecular function: lipid carrier activity. The transcript is spliced from 28 exons.
AUGAUUUCCCUCGUAGACACCCCUCUUACCUGUUGCCUGAAACAUGCUGAAGGAAGCAUUGAUCCAGAUGCUGGAGAUGAUAAAGACAUGACCCCAAGCAGCCUGCUGUAUGAGUGGGAGGAGACACCAUCCCAGGCCAUGGUGACCACCGCAGCCACGUUAGUGAGGAGACUGUGCCUGGCUCAGACCACUAGCUUGGAGGCCAUGGACUUGUUCCUGACACUGGUGUCCCAGCUCCAGGGCCUUUCCAGGGCUGAGCUGAUGGAACUCUGGCGACAUUCUUCCUUCAAAUGCCGAGACAACGGGCAGCCACUGUUGGAUGCCCUGCCUUCCUGUGGGACAGAGCACUGUGUGGGCCUCAUGAAGGAACUCAUCGCAUCCGGGGAGGUGGAGGCAGACGAGGCGGAGGCGUGGCUGUCAUCACUGGCCUUCCUCCCACAGCCCACAGAUGCUAUGGUUCACAUGCUGCUGCUCCAGCUUGUGCUGAAGGCGAUUGGCAACGCGGGCUUGGCGGCCCUGGCUCUCACCCCUACGCUGAGUGCCUGCGCAUCUCUGAGAAGCAGCGCCCCUGAGAUCCGACUGGGGGCCAUCCAGGCCUUCCGGAGGGUCCUCUGCUCUGCAGAUCGAUCGGUGCUCUCCCAUCUGUACCAAUCCCCGGAGGAGGAUGCUGAGAUCCGUAUCAAUGCCUACCUGGCCCUGAUGAGAUGCCCUAGUGAGGAGGUGUUUGCCCAGGUGCGGCGCACCCAGGCAGGCGAGCUGUCCACCCAGGUGGGUUCUUUUGUGUGGAGUCAUCUCCUGCAGCUGCUGGAGACGCGCGACCCCCUGAAACGGGCCCUCCGGGACACCCUCCCUGAGGACAUCCUCAGCCAGGAGUUCCACCCGGAAAUGUGGAAACACUCGUCCUAUUCUGAUGUCACCUUCCGAUCAGUGUCUGGAAGCCUGGGAGCCAACCUGGAGGGGACCCUUCUCUUCUCUCCUGCCUCCUUUCUCCCCCGUUCUGCCACCGUCAACCUGACCAUCCACACCAUGGGCCGUGCCUUCAACCUCCUGGAGCUUGGGCUCCGGCUGGAAAAUGCUGAGGAAAUUGCUCACAGGCUGUUUGGCAGGAAGUCAUUCUGGAGCCAGGAAGACGGGAGAGAGGCCAAGCCAGAGAAGCCCCCAGGGCCAAAACCAGGGCCUGUACCACAGCCAGCCAGCCCCGAGUGUCCAGGAGACAGAGACAGAAGGAUGAGAGACCUACAGCAGAAGGUGACCCAGAGGCGUGGGGCCACCCAGCGGGCUCUGCGAUGCGAGUUGAGCAUGAAGAUGCUGGGGCAGGAGCUGAGCUUUGUGAACUGCGGAGCCACAGGGAGUCACGUGAACCACCGGUCCCUGAACCUGGCCGAGCUCGUCAUUAGGCUCAUGAAGGGGCAGGAGGUGCAGAUGAACCGGAGGCUGUGCCUGGCCACAGAGGAGCUGGUCUUUCCCACGGUGUCUGGCCUUCCUGCCCGGCUGACCCUAAACGCUUCAGCUGCCAUCAGCAUUCGGGUCCGAGGAACCGCUGACUUCCAGCAGCGCUCGGAUUUCUCCAUGAAUGGUUAUGUCAAGCCCAGUGCCCUGCUCCAGAUCUCGGCUCAGAUGGGCACAGCGGGCACCCUGGGGCAGGCCGGGCUGAGGUGGGUGACCAGCGUCCGUGGCGCCACCAGCCUGGAUGGCGGGAUCCAGGUGCAGAAGGGCCAGGACCUCAAGGUGCAUCUGAACAUGCCCGAGGAGGCCAUGGAGCUGCUCAGCUUCAGCUCUCAGCUGUACCUCAUCACCAGGGAUGGCGUGAGGAGCCUCAGACACAUCCCUGGCUCUUCUGAGGCCCAGUCCUGUACUGGUGAGGAAGUGUCCUACACCUGGGGCUGGCGGCUGUGCACUGAAGUGACCUGGCCGGUGCCUGGCCAGCCCUACCUGCUCUCAUUGCCUGUGUUCACGGCCGUGACGCUGCAGAAGCGGGACCCGGGGCUCCGACAGUAUCUGCUGGAAGCUGCAUAUACCCUGCAGCCCCAGAAGGACAGCUGGUUCCCUCAAGAAGCCACAGCCCACAUCUUCAUGGGCACGCCGGGGUCAGAAGUGCCAAGGGAUGUCAGGGUGGACGUCAGCUACAGCUUGCCCCAGAGCAAGUUCCGGCUCAAGCUUCUCCAUCCCAAGAAGAAAAUCGAGCUGGACGGAAAGAUGGAGGCUCUUGGGAGUGCCCACGUGGGUCACUUGGAGUUGAUACUGGAUGACAGGGAUGUCUACUACAUCAAGGUGACAAUGAAGCCUUUUCAGGGCUGGAGUGACCUGCAGCCAGCUGUGGGUGGUGAGGCCGAGUGGUUCCAGGCGCAGCUGGAGGUGAAACUGGUGACGGGGGGCAGCCCCAUUGUCUUUGCUGGGAACGUCACACGGCAGGCGGGCAGCAAGCUGGCCUUCUCCGCAUGGCUGAGCCAUCCACUGAGUGACCAGGCCCACAUGACAGCACUGCUGGAGAGGAAGGAGGAGGAUGGACGGUGGGUGGCCACCCUGGGUGCCGAGCUCUUCGUGCCGGGUCUGGUGGGGCUGCGUGCCAUUGGCCUGCUGCAGCAAUGGGACCGGCUCUGGACCAACUACCUGAGGAUCCAGUACAGCCUUCUGGGUCAGGCGAAGCAGCCGGCACACGAGUGUAGCACCAGCCAGAAGCUGCAGGCAGAGAGCGGCUCGAAUGGCGCCUACAGGCUGGAGCUGGGCCACAAGCUCCACUGCACACAGAUCCCAGCCUUCAGCCACAAGGUCCAGCUCUGGCACGAGGAGGACUCGGGCCGCCUGCACUUACAGCUGGAGGUGAGCUAUGGGAGGCACUGGGACAAGAACAGCAACAAGAGGCAUCUCCGUGUCAGCCAGACCUUCAAGAAUGACUCCGGGCCCGCCCUGAGCAAUCACUUCAUGGAGUUUGUGCUGCAGGUGCCUGAGAGGCAGGUGGAUUGCCGUGUGCAACUGCACCACUUGAGCCUCCGCUUGCCCUAUGUGGAAAGAAGCAGUCACCUGAAGGUGCAGUACAAUGGGCGGCCGCUGUUUGUGGCAGGCGGGCAGUGGAAGGACACAUCUCGGGCCACCCUGUGGAAGUGGGAAGGAGCCUUGAACCUGGAUAGUCCAUGGCUGAUGGUCUCUGCAGCUCACCGGCUAUACUGGCCACACCGAGCUGUGUUCCAGGCUGUCCUGGAGCUAACACUGGGCAAGGCCUGGACCCUGAAGGACCUGGUGGUCAGCGUGGCCUGCAGGAGUCAGGGCCCCAACAGGGAAGGCAAGAUCCAGGUCUACACCCCAGCUACCACCUACCUCCGGGUCUCCACGGUGACAGUCUUGGCACAGAGCCUCUUCCACAGCUGGAGUGAAGUCGAGUCAGCCUGGAACGCAGCAGUGCAGGGUGAGAUCCAUGCUGAGAACAGCCGGGACCGUAAGAUCCUGAACUGCUGGUUGAAAGGCCCCCGGCAGGAGCUGAACCUAACAGCCGCCUACAGGCACCUGGAGUGGCCCCAGAAGACCCAGGUGUCGCUGACGGCUCUGCGAACUGGUGCCCAGGGCCAAGCUCAGGGUCUGCAGUUGGAGGGACAGCUGGAGGAGCUGAGGCAAGACAGGACAUUGUACCGGAAACGGGGGACCUUGCUCCUUAGGCACCCCUUGCACCUGCCCUUCCCGCAGAGCCUCCUCCUGCAGGAGACCUUCACGGCUGAUAGGCGACACCAGCGCUAUUCCCUGGAGACUAGAGUUGUCCUGAAUGGCCGAGAGGAAACCCUGCAGACUGUGGUCCUGGGCUGCCAGGCUGGACACCCCUACGUCUGUGCAGGUCUGAUGCAUCCAUACGAUGGCAAAGUCAUCCCCAGGAACACAGAGGGGUGUCUGGUUGCUUGGAAUCAGCACAUGAGUCUCACUCUGUUGUCCAUGCUGGAGUUUGGAGUACAGUGACUUGAUCUCAUCUCACCGCAACCUCCACCUCCCAGGCUGGGCGAGAUGGCUCACGCUUGUAAUACUCAUGCCGAGGCAGGCGGAUCAUUUGAGGUCAGGAAUUCAAGACUAGCGUGAACAACAUGGUGAAACCCCAUCUUUACUAAAUACAAAAAAAUUAGCCAGGCGUGGUGGCAGGCACGUGUACUCCCAGUUACUCGGGAGGCUGAGGCAGGAGGAUCACUUGAACCCGGGAGGUGGAGGUUGCAGUGAGCCAAGAUUGUGCCACUGCACUCCAGCCUGGGCGACAGAGAGAGAGUGUCUCAAAAUAAAAUAA